Volvox carteri f. nagariensis is the source of this 2477-nucleotide messenger RNA. RefSeq lists its product as uncharacterized. The record is from RefSeq and is a predicted model, not a curated record. Bases 1 to 2376 code for a protein of 791 amino acids. The transcript has 18 exons. Lineage: Eukaryota; Viridiplantae; Chlorophyta; Chlorophyceae; Chlamydomonadales; Volvocaceae. Gene Ontology annotation, molecular function: ubiquitin binding. Gene Ontology annotation, biological process: double-strand break repair via homologous recombination; protein deubiquitination.
AUGAUUAUCUCCUUUUUAUUGUACUGCAGUCGUACAAGCGAGCUUCUUGCCGUGGAGGACUUUCCCGUACAGGCGUUGGCGCUGGACCCUGACGUGGGGCCUGAUGCGGCAGCCCACUACUCCUCCCCAUUCUCCUCCUCCUCCCGCUUUCUGUUUUCCUCCUCCCCAUCCCCGCCAGUGGUUCGUCUUAACACCCCCCCCUAUCCCCCCAUCCCCGCGGCACCCUGCAUCCUCCGUUCACCUCCUCGGCCCCCUCCUCGCCCAAAGCGCCACGAUGUGGGCCCUACGGGGGGUGUGGGACUGUGGGCCGCCACCUCCGCCUCCCACAUCAACAUGUGGGUGGUGCCCCGGGGGCCGGCCCACGGGUCGGUCGGGGGAGCGGACAGCGGGAGAGCCUUCUCAGUGGCUCGACGCAGCAUGGGCGUCCACGCCAACAUGCGCAACCGAAUGUCGUUGGAGCAAAACCGACAACCGCUCGCCCGAAUCCCGGAGGCGACGAUCCCGGGCAUCCCCGCCCUGGUGGCGCACGAGGUGCUGUCGGACAAACGGCGGGUUUUGACACGCGACAUGGGGGGCCACGUAGGGCUGUGGGACGUGCUCCAGGGGACCCAGGUGGCAUCGUACGGCAAGGUGGAUUUUGGCGCCAAAAGUCAGGAGCUUUGGGAGCCGCGAUCCGUGCCUUCGUGGUUUACCGCCGACACUCGUCUCGGCUGUUUGUGUAUUUCUCUGGAACCCCCCUCGGCCUUCAUGGCGGAGGAGUACGGCGUGGCGCUGGAGCUGGGCUACGUGGCAGACGACUUCAAGUCGCCACCACCAGCACUGUCCAUGGUCCCACACCCUAGGGUCAAUUACGGCAAGCUCGUCUUGGACUGCGUCUUUGCCAAAUGGCGCUACAAGCUGCAAGCAGCUCAACACCAGAUCCCCAACCCCGCCGCCAACCCCACCUCCCCCAACGCGCCCAUCACCCCCACCUCUCCCGCCUCUAGCCCGGGGGCCGCAGCAGCAGCAGUAGCAUUGGCGGCACCAUCGGGAGGGGCAGCAGCAUUAGCUACAGCCCCAGGUGGCAGCAGCUGGAGGGGGAGGGGGAGGGGGGGUGGCGCAAGAGGGUGUUGGUGGUCAGCCGUACUACUUGGACUCGUGUCCAAGUUACUGGGGAUGCAGGGCGCUGCCGGCGGGGAGGCGUGUGCAGAGAUUGCUAGCAGAUACAACCAAGGUGACAGCAAGGGGGACAUCAUCGCCAUCUGUAUCAUCAGCUGCCGCAGGGCCUGGCACGCACUUCAACAGCACUGUAGUUUCUUCCACCCAUUUGACGGCUCCGAAGCUGAGCCUGCCGAAAUUCCCACAUGGGUGGCGGAUGUCGUACUGCGUAACGCCAACGUAACGCCCAAGGAGGCAAAAUGUGCGUUUGUACUGCUGCCGGCGGAGGGCUCCGACCUGCCUCCCCUGCAGCAAAGUAAGCUGAACGCCCCCCGCAUCCUGCAAGUCUAUAAGGUCGCGAACUACUGCAGCGGCAAACUGCAGGACAUGGAUUUGCCCCUGGUGGUGCGGCCCUUCUACCUCACGGGCGGCCCCCACCCCCCCGACCCCCACCACCUCCCCUUGGAGUCGCCACCACCCAAGAGCACCUCCACGGGAAAGGAGGGGGAGCCGCACGUGCUGGAACUUACGUGUAACGGAAUGGCGGUUCCGUACGAGAUGAGUUUGGCCUCUGUCAAGAAGUUCAUUUGGAAGAAGUCGGACGACCUGUUGUUCCACUACAGGACCUCAGCGCUGAUCCAACCACCAACCGACACCAACCACCCAGUUCUGCUCGCCGCUUUAGUGUCCUCCCACUUUCCUACUCACCCACGUAAAAAAAGCGAACGUGAACUAGAAAUUGUAGCAGUAGCAGCAGUAGCUAUUAGGUGUGGCAGUAGUGGCCUCUGGUGGGGUUUGAUGGUGUGGCAAGUCGCAAUUGGCGGCUUUGCAUCCGUGCUUGGUGGCAAUGGUAUUGGUGACCCCAGGUUUAAGGGUGGUGGUGACGAUGGUGGUGGCAGGUCUGCAGCCCUGUACACGGCGGGGUGCCAGCCUUUUGAGGAAAAUAUGGUUUUGGGAUAUGCCUGCCCUCCAAACUUCCCUUUUUUCAGAUCAAGCCCGAACCCAUCCCGUAACGUGCCAGCUAAUCCCCCUACCUCUCAACACCAACCCGCAAAAGAAAACAGUCUAGGCAAUAGAGCAGGAGUGCUAGCUACUCUUUACCACUAUGACCACCAGUGUAUCUCCGAGCAAUGCCCUGGCAUCAGCAAACCUGCGGAUGUCUUGUCUUACUCUUUGUAUUCCUUUUCCUCCCUCCGUUUCUCAAACAGCCGCGCCUCUCCCUCGCCUCUCGGUCACUAAGAACGGACGAGAAUAAAACAUCAUUAUCACACACACAAAUCUGGCUUCCAUGGCACCCCGUUUGGUUCCUCGGUCAGCCGGAUUCGCGUCACAUUCUUUCG